GAUUAAUUGCUCCCCUGGGACAAACUGGGGAGGUUUCCAGCAGGCUCUGUUUGACGGGCCCUUGUUAAAAGCUUUUGCAUGUUGAAUGUGGAUCUGUACGAGAUCUUGGCUCGUUGUGGGGGUGGAAACGAAGACUUUUUUCUCACUGCUAAUGCGUUGUCUCUUUUUUCUGUUAGGUGUGUGAUGUCAAACAGUGGGCAGUCCUUGCGGCCUCCCCCGCCAGCCUGCAGUGUCAUGUGCCAGUAUGAACAUUAAGAAGGAAAACCGUACUUCAGAGCUCAGCAUCCCAGAAAGAAGAAAGGAGGAACUGACUGCAUUGCUUGUAAAACUUGGGGCCGUUCACUUUUUCUCCUGAGAAAUUUCAUCUUGGCCUUUGUGAGAGAGCUGAAAGAGCAGGCAGAGCAGCCGCAGUGAUUUUCUUAGGGUCCUUUUUUUCUUUCUUAAUUUAAUUUUUUUCCCCCUCGUGCCUGGAUUUUAAGACUGUCAGCUGCACUGAUCACAAGCACUGGACAUCAAUAUGUGUCAUGUCAUUGUAACGUGUCGGUCGAUGCUAUGGACUCUCCUGAGUAUUGUGGUGGCUUUUGCAGAGCUCAUUGCUUUCAUGAGUGCGGACUGGCUGAUAGGCAAAGCAAAGCCUUCAAGCUCGGAGGAUGUGGACAACAGAACGGGGGGGUCGCAGGAGCCUUACCAUCCGACGCUGGGCAUUUACGGGCGCUGCACCAGAAUCUCCCACAUGCAGCUUUCUAGACGAGACACGCUUUGUGGUCCUUACGCCGAAAACUUCAAUGAGAUUGCCAGUGGGUUCUGGCAGGCAACAGCUAUUUUCCUAGCCGUGGGAAUCAUGAUUCUCUGUGCUGUGGCGUUUGUGUCUGUCUUUACUAUGUGUGUGCAGAGUAUUAUGAAGAAAAGCAUUUUUAAUGUCUGUGGGCUGCUACAAGGGAUUGCAGGCCUCUUCCUUAUCUUAGGCUUGAUACUUUACCCUGCAGGUUGGGGAUGCCAGAAAGCAAUAAGCUAUUGUGGACCUUACGCUUCUGCUUACAAACUUGGAGACUGCUCCUUGGGCUGGGCUUUCUACACAGCUAUCGGUGGCACUAUUCUGACGUUCAUCUGUGCAGUCUUCUCGGCGCAAGCUGAAAUAGCCACAUCCAGUGACAAAGUGCAAGAAGAAAUAGAAGAAGGAAAAAACCUUAUCUGCCUCCUUUAACUUUGGCGGGGAAAAAUAACCAGCACCUGAUCUUAAUCUGCUUUCCGUUGACUGGACAAGCAGAUCUGCUUACCCGUUUCUACCAUUUGUGUGAUUGAGCCCCAUGCAUUCCAGCCGUGAACUACUGAAAUGGUCUUUCUUCCUUGCUGGGCAAUGAGGAUCAGA
Molecule: messenger RNA, 1369 nt
Organism: Egretta garzetta (little egret)
Lineage: Eukaryota; Metazoa; Chordata; Aves; Pelecaniformes; Ardeidae
Gene: LHFPL2
Product: LHFPL tetraspan subfamily member 2
Exons: 2
Coding region: 518-1204 (228 amino acids)
Cellular component (GO): membrane
Source: RefSeq, a predicted model, not a curated record